Molecule: messenger RNA, 444 nt
Organism: Echinostoma caproni
Lineage: Eukaryota; Metazoa; Platyhelminthes; Trematoda; Plagiorchiida; Echinostomatidae
Source: the annotation of a GenBank genome assembly
AUGGAUUCUACUGAUGUGACAUACUUCAGGGGCAACGAUCUGCGCCCGGUUCGUGGCAUCAUCACUAGAAACUUGGGUCAGUCAAUGGUGGAGAUAACCGAUUUGACAGAUGCAUCUGUCCACCGACGACACAUCGACCAAAUACACUUCGGAGACGAACGAACUGUCGGUGCAUCGGAACCCCAUGAAAAAGAGAAUAGCCCCACCAAUUCUGAACUGCCUGAAUUGGGCGCUACGGUUCCCCAAUGUCAUGAUGUUGAACACGAAGAUGCAGUAGAACCUGCGGAAUCUGAAGCCUCAACCAGAGCAACACUAAGGAGAUCACAACGAAAAGCAAGUCAACUUGAUGAGGCACUGUUGAGGGAGGAAAGUUGUGGUGAUUGUGUGACGAGUACGAACGCACCGCGGUACAGUUUCCAGGUAACCAAUCAAGAAGCGGGAUAA